Trichophyton rubrum CBS 118892 is the source of this 4507-nucleotide messenger RNA. RefSeq lists its product as uncharacterized. The transcript is spliced from 2 exons. Bases 641 to 3358 code for a protein of 905 amino acids. The record is from RefSeq and is a predicted model, not a curated record. Lineage: Eukaryota; Fungi; Ascomycota; Eurotiomycetes; Onygenales; Arthrodermataceae.
CAGUCUGAAUGGGGGCCGUUUAAGAACCAACGGCUGCCUCUCAUUCGAUAGAAUAUCGGUCUAUAUUUGGGGCAACACCUUCGUAGCGGUUUUGCGAUUAUAGCUGAAACAAGUCGCUACCCGGAUAAUUCUCACUACCAAGGGUGAUCAAAAGCUCGGACAUCCUGCUUUACUUCUCAGAUGCUUCACAUCACAACCUCGAUAGAUCCGCCUUCUUCGCUCGCUUUUUGCCAGAUCGGAUCAUCCCCCUUUUUCUUAACUCGACACUUGUCCUGAACGUACAGUUGGAAUACAGUUGGGGUUAUUGUCAAAGAUGGAUAUGGAUGCUUCAGCCUCGACUGAGUCGCCUGACGACCAAGAUGACUUUCCCAUCCACUGCAAAGGAUGCGGCGAGGUAUGGUAUUGCUCAUGGGCUCCCCCUCCAUUUUCACUAUAUCAUGUUUUGAUUUUUGCUAAAAUAUCUUUUUCUAGAUUCUCGAGGAAGGAAAAGCCUUUGAACUCGGUAUGUGAAUUUUGAUCCCCUUUGUGCUUCAAGCGACCAACCUCAGCUAACCAUCUAUUAGCCGGAAACCGAUGGCAUAUUGACUGCUUCCGAUGCCAUACUUGCGGCGCUUACCUUGACUCCGACGUAAAUCUCCUCAUGGUCGGCGAUGGUUCUCUCGUGUGCCGAAACUGUGCUUAUAGCUGCAGCUCUUGCGGUUCCAAGAUUGACGACGUUGCCAUUGUAACCGGUGAACAAGCUUUUUGCGCUGGUUGCUUCAAAUGUCGCAAUUGCAAGAAAAAGAUCGAGAAUCUCCGUUACGCGCGGACCUCACAGGGUAUAUUCUGUAUGGAUUGCCAUGAAUCGUUAAUGUCGAGAAGGAGGAAACGGACUGCCCGAAAUGCUGCGCAACGGCAAAAGCCCCCGGCUCCCAGCAUGCAUCUAGACAAAUCACUUCCAUCACUUCCCGCUUCUAUGGUAGCGCCUGAAAAUAAUCCACCCCCACCGUCCUCUUCCGAUAUAUACUCCGAUUCAACAACAGAACAUCUUCCUCAGUCUAGACAAGAAGAUGACCGGGCAGCUAAAUCAUACUCUUCACACCAAGAUAAUAACCAACUCCUCCCCUCGAGUACGUAUAAUAGCAACCGUCAAUCGGUAGCUACCCACAGGUCAGAUGGCUCCGGCGGUGGUGAAGAGUUCCUUAUACCUGUUGCUUUUGACCCUACUCCUUCCGAGCAUGCGUCCCCACACUUGGGUUCUCCGCACUCAUCCAUGACCCUGAACGAUGGACAAAAGGAUUAUUUUGGCCGGGCACCCUCCAAUGCACUGGGAAUUUCAGCAGAUGGGCCACCCGUGUUAUCGCCGACGCAUAUUGCAUAUCAGGAUAAGCGCCAAAUGAACCCCAACCCACAGCAGUGGAUUCAGGCAACUGUUACUCCCCCUCAAUCUCAAACUACAAAUAAUGCUAUCCAAAGAACUGGCUCGCACAGUGCUCGAACUAGCAUGAACAUAGACAGCUCUAGGAUAUCGCAAGAGGGUUCAAGAGGCAAGGAUCAAGCCACUUUGGGUGGCAGCGCCCACCUCACACCAGGUGAAAGGUCAUCUAAUCGCCAUUCAGUCCCAGGAAAGGAUACCAUUAUCUCUCAAUCAUCCAGUUUCAACCCAAGGAAAAAGGUAUUAAAUGAGCAAUCCAACCCCGGAACAGUUUCUUCCUCAAAUCAGCUGCAGUACCCACCCAAGAGAGGGGACUCUCUAGAGAGCAAGCUACAUCAUAAUAUCCAAAGGAAAGAAAUACCACAGCCUUCACAGGACCAUGCGGAGAAGCCGGAGGGUACCGUUAGGUCCUCAACUAGUUCUGACUAUGCAUCGGUAGCUUCGAAAGCCGUUGAAACUACGCCGCCAAGCCACUUCAAUACCACCACCGGUGGUGCGGGUGCUGUAUCACCGUCCCAUACGAGGUCUGCAUCUGGAGGAGCGAGCGGAAAUGUUUUACCCCCGGACUCUCAGCGUCAAAAUCCAUCUGGUUCUUCUCCCGGCCUUCUACGUUAUAGUGCUGUUGGAGACUUCUCUCUAGAUGAAGAUAUGGCACGAAUUCUUGGGGAUGACCCGCAAGCUCAAGACUCAUUCCUACGUAAGGUGUCGAAUUCUGUUCGACACGGUAGAAGCUUCAGUGACAAAGGCUCACGGUUAUCCCGAGAUAGCAAAUGGCCUGCUAAAACUCCCCUCGAGGCAGGCAACUCUGGGAAUGAUAUUAGUAGCCCAACUUCUAGUGGACUUGACCCCAAAGAUGAACUAACGUGGCUCAAGAGCGAAUUGAAACGGGAACGCCAGAAGGUUAUUGAAAAGGAUCAGAAGAUUUUGGAAUUAGAGACCUCGCUUAAUGCUACUGUAAAUAUUAAGCAGGUCAAUACAGAGCUACGGGAGAAGAGAUCUACCGUGAUCUUCUUAGAUGCUCAAAAAGAGAUCAUCCUCCGGGAGCUGGAGGUAUGGAAGGAACACAUCGCAGCUGAGAAGAAAAAUAAUAAGCCGCUUGACCUGGGGAAGAUGAGCAAUUCGGUUCUUCGAGACCUGGCGGAAUCUCUGGAGAAUUUGAAAAAUACUUUUGCCCCGCAGAUCGAAGAAUUGAUUCAGAAACGCAAUGAUUUGGUCGAAGAAUUAUCUAAUUUAGGGAAGAUGAAAGACAAGAGUUUCCAGGAAUUCGAACAAUUGUCUCUGAAGAAUGCGCAGUUGGCAGAAUUAAACAACCAGCUGGUGCACCAAAUUCAGGAAUUAUACAAGGCGAACUCCAAUACAUCUGGUGGUAGCGUUCGACAACCUCCUCCAAAUGGCUUAGGAAUAUAUUCCCACCAAAAAGACAAACCAAGUACCUCAUUAGAAGCACGUUCUACCCCAUAUGAAGCGGUAGGCUCCAGCUCUAGCGUUACAGUGCCGGAAGAAGCCGAGCCGGCCACAGUCAUUCAAGGCCCCCAUGUUGUGAAUAUUCGCAAAGGACAACCCAAGAAAUUCACCUGGAAAAAGGGUCAGAACGUUGCAAAGGGAGUUACCAAGGGCCUUAAGGGGGCAUUUUUAUAUCAACGAGAGGGCCAACUUAACGAGAACUCUUCGUUUGUUUCCACCUCUCAACAAGAAAAUAACGGUUCCACAAUGCCACGCUCACAAACACAGGACCCAUCCAGGCAAGGGUUUGGAUUCUUUGGGAGCAAUCAGAAGACCAAGCCCACUCCAUGGAAGGGACAGUCCAACGGAAGUUCACCCGGUUUGGAUACUCCAACGAGUAAGCUCAUUUUGCGAUCUAUUUCUUACUGUCUGCUUUGUUUAGUAGAGCUAACAUUUGCUAGAUCUCUUUGGUGGCGAGCUGGAACAGCGCUUGGAAAUUGAGAAAGCUGUCAUACCUAGUAUUGUCACUCGUUGUAUCGAGGAAGUUGAACUUCGGGGUAGGGAUGCUUCGAUCUACCAACUAUUAAAAUAUUUGCUAAUCUGGGCUCUGCAGGAAUGGACGUUGAAGGAAUCUAUCGUAAAUCUGGAGGGAGUUCCCAAGUCCAGGCUAUCCGCGAAGGUUUCGAGCGUUCUCGCGACUACGAUAUAUCGGAUCCUGACCUCGAUAUUAAUGCCAUUACCUCCACCCUUAAACAGUAUUUCCGAAUGCUCCCGACUCCGCUCGUUACAUACCCUGUGUAUGAUAUCCUUAUCGAAGCAACAAAUGUGACGCCCGUCUCAGCGAGAAUUGAGAUAAUCCAACAGGCCCUUCAGGAACUUCCUCGCGUGCAUAGGGAUGUUUUAGAAUUCCUCGUUUUUCACUUGAAGCGUGUUGUUGAUCGCGAGAAGGAAAAUCUUAUGACUAGUCUCAACAUUGCUGUCGUUUUUGCACCUACCAUCUUGCGCCCCGAGAGCUUAAGUCGUGAAAUGACUGAUGUCCAGAAGAAGAAUGAAACGAUUCAGUUCAUGGUAGAGAACUGCCAGGACAUAUUCAUGGGCAUCGAAGAGUGAAAUGUUGCUAACACCGCAACUAGGCUAGAAUUGCGGACACAGCCAAGGUCAAGCUACAACCUCUGCUAACAGCCCUUUUCCUAUUUCUCUUGAUGGAUAAAACAAUUUCAGGAAGAAAAUUUGGAGGGGCUACUUUUGCAUUAUGCCUUCCUAUUGCCUGACAUAAUUUAUCUUUCCUCAUUUCGCAACUCCUUCCCGAUCCUCUCCAAACUUCUGGCUUGGCUGCUAAUUUGACAAUGGCUACAGCGUCUUACUGUCUCUUCCUCCGCUCUACACCGAUUACAUGUGGCACGCCAUUUUUCUAUUUCGCUUCUUCAAUUUCGCAAAUGGGAAAACAAAAGGGGGAAGAAGUACUGGAAUUGAAACACAACUUCGGAAAUCAUAGAAACUUUCUGCUGGCCCAGAUUGGAGUAUGAUUUUAUUUCCCUUUUCUUGCGUCCUCUAUUUAUCCCCCUCUUAAUGCCUUUUGCAGCUACGAUGAUUUUGCCACUCUUGCUUUUGUUCUUGUGUCAUUCCUUUUUUCCUUUCUUUUCUUUUCUU